Messenger RNA from [Torrubiella] hemipterigena, 1981 nucleotides. The record is from the annotation of a GenBank genome assembly. NCBI's taxonomy places the organism in Eukaryota, Fungi, Ascomycota, Sordariomycetes, Hypocreales, Clavicipitaceae.
AGCCAUCCACAUCUAAAUCGUGUCAUGUAUUUUUUGUGAAUACUUGGCCGUUUCCCAGCCACGCCGCUUAUUUAUGGUUUUUCUUAGUAGUUUGAUUCUGUUAUCACCACUAUCACUCUUUAUACAAUUCCACCCGAGUUAAUUAUUUUGACAAGCAUUUUCAUUGGCGUUUCAGCAUCUCGCCAGGGGGGACGACGCUAUCAAGGAACACCAUGUCAUCUGCACCGCCUGCGGGCAAUUUUACCGACACAGGGAAUGCGACAGUAACUUCCGGUGCCUGGGACUUCCUGGGGCCUCUUCAAGAUAUGGAUUUCCUGUGGCUGGAGCUGCAGCUCGUCGGCAGUGCCAUGGGAAUCAUCUAUCUUGGUGCUCACGCGUCGCUGAGAAGACCACCAUCAGCAGCGCCACCAAAGGAUAAGAAGACGGGCAAGACAAAGAAGGAAGAUGACAAUUUCACACAAGGACUGGAGCUUGGUGAUGCCAUCAUGUUUCCCCUCAUGGCAGGCUGCGUGCUCGUCGGUCUCUAUUAUCUGAUCCAGUAUCUGAAGGACCCAGCUAUCCUCACCACCAUUCUCAAGUACUACAUGUCAACAGUCUCAGUCGCCAGUAUGGUUACUCUAUAUGCGCAUGGUAUGGAUCUUGUUACGUCUUUUGUAUUUCCCAAAUACUGGCGCGGUCGAGAUGGGCGUCUGAGAAAGGCAGUGCAAGGCGAGCAAAAGGCAGUCACCUGUGAUGAUGCAGGCAACGUCGUCGAUCAGCAGACAGAGAGCAACCCUCUGCCUUGGAUUCUUGGCAUAUUUGCUCCGACAGCAAAGUCGAAAGCAUUUGCGUGGAAGUUGCGAAAUCUCUUGACGCGCAAUUGGCUAUUCCGAAUCUACCUCAGAGGUGCGGGUGAGGAGAAGACUACCAUCAAGUUUGUCACAGUGCUUGCUAUUCCCGUCUCGGCCAUUACAGCUUUCUUCUACUUUACGACCAACUUACCCUUCCUAUCCAACAUGCUCGGCUAUGGCAUGUGCUACUGCUCGCUGUUGAUUUUGUCCCCUACGGACUUGAUGAUUGGAUCGCUUGUCCUAGUUGGACUGUUCUUCUACGACAUUGUCAUGGUGUUUUACACGCCCUACAUGGUUACCGUUGCCACAACGCUAGAUGUGCCGAUCAAGCUGACAUUCAAGGCGGCUGGCCGACAGAGCAUCCUCGGACUUGGUGAUAUUGUGAUUCCCGGAAUGGUCAUGGCAUGGACUCUGCGCCUGGACCUUUGGCUCUUUUACCAGCGCAAAAUCAAAUACGAGUCGAGGGAGUUGUCUAUUGUGGAAAAGACGGCUAGUGGAGAGAUUGUCACACGCAGCGACAGCAAACACAUGGAGAUCAAGGCGCCGUACGUCGAUGUCAAGGGCCGCUGGGGCGACAGAUGGUGGAGCAGCGCUCUAUUCUCUCGUACGGUUCUGCCCGCCGAGAUUGCUGCGACUCAGUUCCCAAAGACAUACUUCCACGCGACGCUGACGGGAUACCUGGCAGGCAUGAUUGUCACACUGGCCAUGCUGUUGGUGUUUAAGCGAGGACAACCAGCGUUGCUGUACCUUGUCCCUGGUGUUCUUGGUUCUAUUUACACCACUGCGCUGUUUCGCGGAGAAUUGAAGAAGAUUUGGCGUUACACCGAAGACGGCAGCCUAGACACAACGGAUGUCAUUGUGGAGGUUGAUGGUCAAGGCAACAGCACAAAGACAAUUGGUGUUCUCAAGGACGGCGUUGUUGACACGACAAAGACGGACGACGAAAAGACAAAGGAAAAAGAAAAGGCGGAUGAAGAGAAGGAAAAGAAGGAGAGACAGGAACGAGACGACAAGGAGAAGAAGGAAGCCCUUGCAAAGAAGGGAUACUCUGUAUUUUCUGUAACCCUGGACGUUCCACCCGAGGAUGAAGAAUAAUUCGUGUAUGAAUAGAUUAGAUUUGCACUUUUAUAGAAUUAACCUUUUUUUGCUAC